AUGGCUGAAAAACUAGUCCAGUCGUUUGAUCCCUUGAGUUACUGGGUAAACGAGGUUGCUGAUCUCGAUCGUGAAAUUGUCCAGGCGUACAAAAGUAACGAUAAAAAGAGGAUCGAAGAGAUCAUAUCAGGAAAUGAUCGAAGGACAUUUGAUGUUUUCAUUUGCUCCGACGGAGGUCAUGCCUUUCUUGUCUUGGCUGAAGUUUCGCACACAGAACCGGUGUAUGGCCCAAAAUCGACCAAUGAAAAUCCAUACCUUAUUCCAGGUAGCUUGCUGUCUUGGAAAAUUGACCUUCGGUUCGAAGAGGUAAAACUGAGAACUUACAAGGUGUCUAAAAAAAUUCAACUUUUCAAAGACAUAGAGAAGCACAUUAAGAAAACAUUCUAUAUAGGAAGAUAUGAAAAUGUUAAGAGCAUCAAAUGUUUUGAUUUGGCGUGUUUGCGUGCAGCCCCGCAUCAUUAUAACGCAAUUAUCGAUGAUUGCGUGGAAUUUGCAAAGGAAUUCUGUGUUUGCUUACUGAGCUAUUGUGAUUGCUCCAAAGAGCUGGAAAAGAGAGUGAUAUCAGAAAUUAAGAAAGUUUCAGCUACUGGCCUCAGUUUGGAAACGUUGUCAAGGAAUUCUUUCUUGUCAGGAAUUCUUGGAAACAUUUCGUUUGGUGGAGUCGAUGUCAGCAGUUACCUUUCAGGGCCGCACGGUUCGCUCAUAGUUUUGGGUAUUGUUGCGUUUCUGCUGCUGUACCCAAUAUUUGUCGCUUUUCUAGCGGUUUUUAUCUUUAAAAGCUAUGGAACUUAG
This is a messenger RNA of Rhopilema esculentum, 792 nucleotides long. NCBI's taxonomy places the organism in Eukaryota, Metazoa, Cnidaria, Scyphozoa, Rhizostomeae, Rhizostomatidae. The record is from RefSeq and is a predicted model, not a curated record.